UGUUUUUGUCUCUGAAAGUUGCUUUUUUGUCCAUGUUUUAGUUUUGGUAAUUAAGUUUGUUCAUAUUAAUUAGUUCUAAUGUGUGUACUAUAUAGAUCAUACUAAUUUUGUUCCCAAACUCAUCUUAGUUAGGAUCUUUGUAUCUACUAUAAGAUUAAUCCUUGUGUCGAUAUAAGAAUAUUCGUCAUGUUAUCAACUAUCACAAUAUUGUAUUGGUGAGAUCAUAUAAGAUUUGAUGUCAACAUCUUCUUCAAGGUCUCAGGUUCGAUUCUCCCCAGUAUCAAUUUACAUGAGCUAAUUUAGCUUCUUAAAAAAUAAAAUCAAACAACUUUUACAUAGACUCAAAGUGAAAACUUGGAUAUAAAGUAUCCUUAUACUACUCUUUAGUCUUGAUUAGUCUCUGCAAAGAUAUUUAUAUGUACUUUGUAUUAUCAUAAGAACAUUCAUUGACAUUUUAAGUUAAUGAAUUACUAACAUGUCAACUCUUAUUCUAGCCAACAGUUACUUUGUUCCCUCCACAUUCUCUUUGAAAUAGUCAAACGUAUCCAAUCAUGCAUGUCUGUUCUGAUCAUAACAGCAAAAGCAUGUGUAUAGAAAAUUGAUAGUUGAAUUAGAGUCAUUUUCCAUAAAAAAAUAUUCAAUAAGUGUGACAUUAUUUUUCAUAUGAAUUAAUCCAUUUUUUGCUGAUUUGAGAUUCUUUCUUUCUUUGCUUCUUGCUUUCCUUCAUCAGCCAUUAUUUUUGUUUUCUCUUUCUCUCUCUCUUCUUGAUUCAAUGAAUCUCAAAAAUGGAUUACUAUUGUUCAUUCUGUUUCUGGAUUGUGUUUUUUUCAAAGUUGAAACCAAAUGUGUAAAAGGGUGUGAUGUAGCUUUAGCUUCCUACUAUAUUAUGCCAUCAAUUCAACUCAUAAAUGUAUCAAACUUUAUACAAUCAAAGAUUGUUCUUACCAAUUCCUUUGAUGUUAUAAUGAGCUACAAUAGAGUCGUAGUAUUCGAUAAAUCUGGUCUUAUUUCCUAUACUAGAAUCAACGUUCCGUUCCCAUGUGAAUGUAUUGGAGGUGAAUUUCUAGGACAUGUGUUUGAAUAUACAACAAAAGAAGGAGACGAUUAUGAUUUAAUUGCAAAUACUUAUUAUGCAAGUUUGACAACUGUUGAGUUAUUGAAAAAGUUCAACAGCUAUGAUCCAAAUCAUAUACCUGUUAAGGCUAAGAUUAAUGUCACUGUAAUUUGUUCGUGUGGGAAUAGCCAGAUUUCAAAAGAUUUUGGCUUGUUUGUUACCUAUCCACUCAGGUCUGAUGAUACUCUUGCGAAAAUUGCGACCAAAGCUGAUCUUGAUGAAGGGUUGUUACAAAAUUUCAAUCAAGAUGCCAAUUUCAGCAAAGGAAGUGGGAUAGUGUUCAUUCCAGGAAGAGAUGAAAAUGGAGUUUAUGUUCCCUUGCCCUCUAGAAAAGCAGGUCACUUAGCUAGAAGUUUAGUUGCUGCUGGAAUAUGUAUUCGAGGAGUAUGCAUGGUUCUGCUAUUAGCAAUUUGUAUAUAUGUUAGAUACUUUCGCAAGAAGAAUGGAGAAGAGUCUAAAUUGCCACCAGAAGAUUCUAUGUCACCUUCAACUAAAGAUGGUGAUAAAGAUAGCUAUAGUGAUACUAGAUCCAAAUAUAUAUUGGUGGACAAAUCACCAAAGUUCUCAUACAAAGUACUAGCCAAUGCUACAGAGAACUUCAGUUUGGCUAAAAAAAUUGGUCAAGGUGGUUUUGGUGAGGUCUACUAUGGAGUGCUGGGAGGCAAGAAAGUUGCAAUCAAGAAGAUGAAGACGCAAGCAACAAGAGAAUUUCUUUCUGAACUGAAAGUCUUAACAAGUGUUCGUCACUUAAACCUGGUACACUUGAUUGGAUAUUGUGUUGAGGGAUUUCUAUUUCUUGUGUAUGAAUACAUGGAAAAUGGAAACUUAAGCCAACAUCUACAUAAUUCAGAGAAAGAACUGAUGACCUUGUCUAGAAGGAUGAAAAUUGCUCUGGAUGUAGCAAGAGGCCUUGAGUAUAUUCAUGAUCAUUCGGUGCCUGUAUAUAUCCAUCGUGACAUAAAAUCAGAUAAUAUUUUAUUAAAUAAAAACUUCAAUGGGAAGAUUGCAGAUUUUGGAUUAACCAAGCUGACUAAUAUCGCAAAUUCAACAGAUAACACUAAUCACAUGGCAGGCACAUUUGGUUACAUGCCGCCCGAAAAUGCAUACGGGCGUAUUUCUCGCAAGAUGGAUGUGUAUGCUUUUGGAGUUGUUCUUUAUGAGCUAAUUUCUGCUAAAGCAGCCGUGAUCAUGAUCGAUAAAAACGAGUUCGAGAGCCAUGAGAUUAAGACCAAUGAAUCUACUGAUGAGUACAAGAGCCUUGUAGCUUUGUUUGAUGAAGUUAUGGAUCAAAAGGGAGAUCCUAUAGAAGGUCUAAGAAAGCUGGUGGAUCCAAGGCUAGGAGAUAACUAUUCAAUUGAUUCCAUUAGCAAGAUGGCAAAGCUUGCCAAGGCUUGCAUAAACCGAGAUCCGAAACAACGUCCAAAAAUGAGAGAUGUUGUGGUUUCUCUUAUGAAACUAAUUUCUACUAUUGAUGAUGAAAGUAGGACAGAUAGCGCAGAGUUGAGUCUUGAUGUGGAGCAUGAUUCAAAUUGAAAUGAAGAAGUUCCAAUGUGAAACUUAAUACUAUUCUACUAUGCACUUGUUGUUGUAUAGCUUAAUAUAAGAGAAGAACAGAAAGAAAAAAAACACAAAGCCAAGUACAUGAGAUUGGAUAAAAAGAAUCUAUGUAUCUUUUUUACACGCUUUAGUUUCUUUUUUAUCUAAAAUGAAUCUUAAAAACACACAUUUUUCAACGUUUUUUC
Messenger RNA from Medicago truncatula (barrel medic), 2856 nucleotides. Its product is annotated as lysM domain receptor-like kinase 3. Gene Ontology annotation, molecular function: ATP binding; transmembrane receptor protein kinase activity. Lineage: Eukaryota; Viridiplantae; Streptophyta; Magnoliopsida; Fabales; Fabaceae. The transcript has 12 exons. The record is from RefSeq and is a predicted model, not a curated record. Gene Ontology annotation, biological process: protein phosphorylation; innate immune response. The coding region runs from base 773 to 2647 and encodes 624 amino acids.